Podarcis raffonei (Aeolian wall lizard) is the source of this 3628-nucleotide messenger RNA. RefSeq names its product dynein cytoplasmic 1 intermediate chain 1 (gene DYNC1I1). Lineage: Eukaryota; Metazoa; Chordata; Lepidosauria; Squamata; Lacertidae. The transcript has 17 exons. The coding region runs from base 1035 to 2933 and encodes 632 amino acids. The record is from RefSeq and is a predicted model, not a curated record. Gene Ontology annotation, molecular function: dynein heavy chain binding; dynein light chain binding. Gene Ontology annotation, cellular component: cytoplasmic dynein complex. Gene Ontology annotation, biological process: transport along microtubule.
ACAAUAUUUUAUUCAAGUUGGCACCCCUGGUAGGUCCAUCUGAGUCCUACAGUUUAAUCUCUACACCAUGUUGGCUCUCCAACACUUCACCAGAUAGUGAGCAAGCUGAAGAGUUCCCCAGGAGUUUUAUUCAGGCUGGAUAUUAAAGCAAACAAACAGAGGAGGGGCAUGGAUUAAAAAAAAUACACCCUGAAUAUACACUCUGUUGUUUCUCUUCCGCUGUUUUUUCUGUAACACACGAAUCCACUUGGAAUAUGCACGUUAUUUGAAAAAAAAACACCCAUGUAGUCCUCAGGGAUGCAGUGGCACCCUUGAAAUCUUCAUCUGACUUCUACAAAGCGUCUGAAUACACACACAAACUCACAUCCUGAUCAUGAGAUGGCAAGGGUGAUUUUCUCUCUUGAAAAGCACAUGUAAAACAAUCACUCUUUUCCACUUCCUCUUUCAGCUCUAUGUCCUUUUCAGUAUUAAUUCUGCUGUUCUCUUGCAAAAGCAAUAUGUAUGUGCGCAUGUGCUUUAUCACUUCUUGUAUCUUUGUGGGAUAGUAUGAGGGAGAGGGGUAAGAAGUGACCAUUGAACUAGCACACACAGCACUUUCUCAAAAAUCAAGUGUGCCAGUGGGCAUAAAACUGGUCAGCAACCCCUGAUUUAUAUCAUGGAGUGAAGAGGUUUUGCAGACCUGCACCACAAUCCUGUAAGCCAGGGGUUGCCAACCCAGCACCUGCGGGUGCAAAGGCUUAAUGGAUUGUAUUCCAGGAUAGGCUAUGUAUCCUGAAUGGCAUGCUGGAGAAGCUUUAGCUGGGAACUUUGGGUGGCAGCCAGUAGUUUGGUUUCUCUCUAGACAUGUCCUUUAGUAGGUCAGUCAUGGUUACCCACUUUGACUUCUUAAUCUGUUUCUUCACUCUCCCAGGUGAACAUUGCAGUUUUAAGUGGCUGGUGUAAAUCCUAUAGGAGUUUGUCCUUGUCUGAAGGUCUGGAGAAAAUGUGGCUACGUUUGAUGUUUAGUUGACAAUAGAUCAUGUGAUACGCUCUUCAUGGGAAUCACCAUGUCUGACAAGAGCGAUUUAAAAGCAGAGCUUGAACGCAAAAAGCAGCGUUUGGCUCAGAUAAGAGAGGAGAAGAAACGGAAGGAAGAAGAAAGGAAGAAAAAAGAGUCAGAUUUUCAGCAGAAGAAAGAACCAACGCAGGAAGAUUCUGAUCUGGACAGGAAGAGAAGGGAGACAGAAGCGUUACUGCAGAGCAUUGGUAUUUCUCCAGAGCCACCUCUAGUCCCAACCCCUAUGUCUCCCUCUCCGAAAUCAGUGAGCACUCCCAGCGAAGCCGGAAGCCAAGAUUCAGGAGACUUGGGGCCCGUAGGAAGGACCCUGCAGUGGGACACAGACCCUUCAGUGCUGCAGCUUCAGUCUGACUCUGAACUUGGCCGCCGCCUACACAAACUGGGCGUGUCAAAGAUCACCCAGGUGGACUUCUUGCCUCGGGAAGUGGUGUCCUAUUCCAAGGAGACGCAGACGCCUUUGUCUACUCAUCGAUCUGAAGAGGAUGAAGAUGAUGAAGAAUUGGUUGAACCAAAAGCACAGAAUGACUCUGAGAUAGAAACUCAAGAAAAGAAGCAAGACGUGAAGGAAGCUCCUCCCAGGGAACUGACAGAGGAAGAAAAGCAGCAGAUUCUCCACUCAGAAGAGUUCCUUAUAUUUUUUGACCGGACGAUACGUGUGAUUGAGAGAGCGCUAGCUGAAGAUUCCGACAUUUUCUUUGACUAUGGUGGCAGAGAUGUGGAAGAGAAAGAUGGAGAUGUCCAAGCUGGAGCUAACCUUUCCUUUAACCGUCAGUUCUACGAUGAGCACUGGUCUAAGCACCGGGUUGUCACUUGUAUGGAUUGGUCCCUUCAGUACCCGGAGCUUAUGGUUGCUUCCUACAACAACAACGAAGAUGCGCCGCAUGAACCUGAUGGUGUGGCCUUGGUCUGGAACAUGAAAUUUAAGAAAACAACCCCUGAAUAUGUUUUUCAUUGUCAGUCUUCUGUGAUGUCUGUCUGUUUCGCCCGCUUUCAUCCAAACCUGGUUGUCGGAGGGACCUAUUCUGGCCAAAUCGUGCUGUGGGAUAAUCGGAGUCACAGGAGGACCCCAGUUCAGCGCACACCCCUUUCUGCAGCUGCUCACACGCACCCUGUAUACUGUGUAAAUGUCGUUGGGACACAGAAUGCUCACAACCUCAUUACCGUUUCGACAGAUGGCAAAAUGUGUUCCUGGAGCCUGGAUAUGCUCUCAACUCCACAGGAGAGCAUGGAGCUGGUGUACAAUAAAUCCAAGCCAGUGGCAGUUACUGGAAUGGCUUUCCCAACUGGAGACGUCAAUAACUUUGUAGUUGGAAGUGAAGAGGGCACUGUUUACACAGCUUGUCGUCAUGGAAGUAAAGCGGGCAUUGGUGAAAUCUUUGAAGGCCACCAAGGUCCUGUGACAGGAAUCAAUUGCCACAUGGCAGUGGGUCCGAUUGACUUCUCCCAUCUAUUUGUGACAUCAUCAUUUGACUGGACCGUCAAGCUGUGGACUACAAAGCACAACAAGCCGCUCUACUCCUUUGAAGACAAUGCCGACUAUGUCUACGAUGUCAUGUGGUCACCAGUGCAUCCCGCGCUCUUUGCCUGCGUGGAUGGGAUGGGCCGCUUGGAUCUCUGGAACCUGAAUAAUGACACAGAGGUUCCAACGGCGAGCGUGACCAUCGAAGGAGCUUCUGCCCUCAAUCGUGUCCGUUGGGGCCAAGCUGGGAAAGAAGUGGCCGUUGGAGACUCCGAAGGAAGGAUCUGGAUCUAUGAUGUUGGAGAGCUUGCUAUACCGCACAACGAUGAGUGGACCCGAUUUGCCCGGACUCUGGUGGAAAUCCGUGCCAACAGAGCAGACAGCGAAGAAGAAGGAACCAUGGAGAUCUCUGCCUAGAAGAGAGAAAGGUGUCCUUCCCUUAUGCCCUCUGUUGAUUGCAGUCAUGUUCCGUGUCAAGUCAGUAUUGUUGUGGCUUUCCAUGCCAGUGUUGCUGCCAGCAUUCCCCAGGGUUCCGAUUUCUCCAUAUUAAUCGCGUUGUGCUUCAAGCCGUCUGAAAAUAUCCAGAGCGUUUUCAUGCUUCAUAUUUCUUUUUGAGAAGUUUACGAAUGAGAGGACAAAUCAAGCCCAAGCAGGUUCAGUUGUUGCCUUUUAAAUCCUUUAGUAGCUGCAGUAACUAGCUAGGAACUCCUGAAUAAACUUGGGCUCACACGCGUUUCUGGCACAGUCCUAUUAAAUCCAUAUGAAGUCAGAUAUGAUUGGGUACAGAUGUGGUGCGCUUCGCAACAUGGGACUGGGCCAGAGACUUUUAGAUGUGGUGUUUCACAUGGUGACUUACAUUAUGAAUGGAUGUACUAUACGAACAUUGCUGCUCCUUAUUUAUUGCGGUGUGCUGCAUGGAACAUAUUUAUUUGAAAGCAUUAAAAUAAACGAUCCCAAAGCAUGUGCAUAACGAGCAAACUGCAUUGUCUCUGCAUGCCUGUUGGGGUUAUGUCGAGUCCCAAACAACUAUUACUGGAUGUCACUUUUUACUAAAAUGAAAUCUGUAAAAGGGUUUGGUUGAAUAAACAGAACUUUCUAAAAUCGCCUAUUAA